AUGACCCCUCUUUCUGAGCAGCCUGUGUUCAAAGAGCUGAUCACUCUUCUUGUCAAACUUUCUGCCUCUGACGAUGAUCCCAACUAUCCCAACUUUGAAAAAUGCCAGGCUGCCAAUUGCAGGACUGGCACUAAGGGGAAGCAAGAAGAAGCCAAGGCGGUAUGGAAUAAAUUGAUGGCAAAGGAAACAUUCUCAAACGAGGUCGAGUUCUAUUCGACGGUUAAAGAAUUUCUCCCGUUGGUUCACUGCAAGAGGCAUAAUUCGGGCGGUUUCCUUGAAGAGUGCUUUGGCGACUGGGAAAGGUUCCGAACUAAGAGCUCAGGUUACGCUUCAUCUGAAGUGUCACUACCUAGUACACCGACUCAGGAUCAAGUCUUCGAAUCGCCUACUGUGGGAUACGGUACACCUCUCUCAAGUCCUCUUGUCGACCACGGCACACCAGCAACCUCAGAAAAAAGUCUGGCUUCCAGCUUUGACAGUUUCAUCCUGAGCACCCCCAGCAGGAUGGACCAUCACAACCCUCUCCCUACGAUUGAAUAUACGUCAACAUCUGACGAGAGCCCGAGAUAUGUUCCCCCAUUUCCACUCGGCAUUAAUUCGACUCCUGACAGGGCUGUUGAUUUUGGUCAGCAAGAUAACAUUGUUCCAAGCAUUACCGAGGUGAAUGUUGUAACCCUCAGAGAUCCUCCAAAGUCGCGCCCUAUUCAUUCCAGGCAAGAUGUUGCCGCAGAACAACCCGACAUGGUGGAGUCCAUCAUGGACGAAACAGUUAUGAAGGAGAAUGACUCGGAUGAUGAGCCACGACUUGUUCACCCGCAGUUUAGUGGACUUGGGUUAAAGAGAAACGGAACCUUGAGCAAUCAAGCCGCCAUCGUCAUGGAAUUGAGGAAGCCUCUCACGCAUGCACAGGCGGGAGAGGGCAAGGUGUAUGUCCUGAAGCACAGGGAACAAAAGGAUCUGUUCAAGAUUGGAUGGACCGCUACUACUGUCAACACAAGUCUAUCACGGCCCAACAACUGUUAUGGCGCAUCAUGUGAGACCAAGCCAGUCUAUGAGUCUCCCAAUUUAUUCAACGGUGCUCCCAAAGCCCAUAGACUGGUGCACUUGUUUCUCAGGGACAUCAAUGUACGGGUUAAAAGGUGUAAAAAGUGCGGCCAAGGGCACAAGGAUUGGUUCGAAGGAGGUGAAGAGGCUAUUGUGGACGCAGUCAGGGUCAUGGAAGGCUUUUUACGAAUGCCUGCUUAUGAGUUGAAGGAGAAGGGAGAGCUCUCGGAUGAAGGGAAAGCCAUGGUGAAGAACAUGUGCGACGUCACCCUCAAGUCAUUCCAAAGGAACCAAGAGUCUGAUGGAAUCCCGGGCCAUAUCACUGGCGCCGAAUCUUUGACGAUCCCACAUACUGUGGUACCUGAAGCUACGGUUGAUGUACCAUCACGACAGGGUCUGGUCGACGAGUCGUCAAGCCAGCCAGAAGCACUCGCCGCAUCCACAGAUGCUUCUAAGGAACUGGAACCACCCUUGAAGGCUAACAAAGGUGGACUCCGCAAAAAAUUCAAAGAAGUGUAUGGUACCAUGAAGGACAAACUCUCCAAGGAUGAUUAUGACUAUCCCUUUGCACUCCUCAAGGCCCUCCGACCAAGACAGUGA
Molecule: messenger RNA, 1644 nt
Organism: Fusarium proliferatum ET1
Lineage: Eukaryota; Fungi; Ascomycota; Sordariomycetes; Hypocreales; Nectriaceae
Exons: 1
Coding region: 1-1644 (547 amino acids)
Source: RefSeq, a predicted model, not a curated record